Penicillium soppii is the source of this 693-nucleotide messenger RNA. Its product is annotated as LysM peptidoglycan-binding domain-containing protein. The coding region runs from base 1 to 693 and encodes 230 amino acids. The record is from RefSeq and is a predicted model, not a curated record. The transcript has a single exon. NCBI's taxonomy places the organism in Eukaryota, Fungi, Ascomycota, Eurotiomycetes, Eurotiales, Aspergillaceae.
AUGUAUUCACUAUCCUUGAAUGCCUUCCUACUAGGCCUCGCAACCACAGCUGUUGCCAUCCCUCACACAACCCGCGCUACGUGCGACGAGGCAUCCCUGAACACGACAUCGUUUGUGUAUACCACCACAUCAGACGACACCAUCUUCAGCAUCGCGAAGAAAUUCGACCGCGGCGCAUGCGACAUCGCACGCGCCAACCGCAUGAUCGACGCUGAGCACCUCUACGCAGAGUUCACGCUCAAGAUCCCCGCCCAAGUGUGCAACCCGGAUAGCACGACUUGUCUCUUGACCAGGCAAAAUGCCACAGCCACGUGUGUCAAGGGCGGUCCCCACGAUUACAGGACCAUUGCCGGCGACACUAUUGAAAAGAUCGCUCUUUACAAGCUGAACGUGACUGUUGAGACCAUUUGGGCCCAGGCUAAGGGCAUGAUUUCGUCGACGACGGAGGUUAUUCCUGCGAACUCGUGGAUCAAAAUCCCCCAGUGUGUGCCGAGUGUUUGCAGCGUCACUCCGUUCCACUUUACCUAUGGUGUUUACAAGGAUCUGGCGGAGAAGUUCGAUACCACUGUUGGUCAGAUCAUGUCUUUCAAUGGCGGGUAUAAUUAUAGUGACCACUCGGAUGCCGAGGCCGCUUGGAUUACGGUUCCUAUGGGAUGUGUGAAUCUGGCUCUGAAUGUCACCGAGGAGGUAUAA